Colletotrichum godetiae is the source of this 1327-nucleotide messenger RNA. RefSeq lists its product as uncharacterized. Bases 1 to 1089 code for a protein of 362 amino acids. The record is from RefSeq and is a predicted model, not a curated record. NCBI's taxonomy places the organism in Eukaryota, Fungi, Ascomycota, Sordariomycetes, Glomerellales, Glomerellaceae. The transcript is spliced from 2 exons.
AUGUCCGCCAACGAACACGAGUCUGGGGACAAAGGCUCGCUUAGCAUACCCACGACCCCAGGACAACGAUCAGUACCAUCAUCAACGGUGCCUCCUCUCAGCUCAAGUAGCACAUCCAGAGAAUCGAUGUCUCUCUCAAAUGAUCCCUCUUCACAAUAUCCAGAAGUCGCCGAGACCAUGUGGCGAUUUCUGGCUCAAACAUCGCAGAACCCGCCGCCAAUCACCAGCCCAGGCGGGAUCUUUGGUGGGGGAAGACCAGAUGACGUCCAUAAAGGACUGGCGCCUGGAUGUUUCGACGACCGCGAAGAUCCACUGGUCGUGAGGCUUGGUGCCCCCUCAGACCAGAUGCUUGGAAUGAUGGCCCCAGCCGAGAUACCCAGCUGGGAGAACGACAUUGCCCUAAGCUAUCUCUCAUCUCCACCGGAAACAGAAGUUAUCCAACGUCCAGAAUACUCUAAUAAUGAGUCUAUGGGCAUCCACAGUGUCUUCUACAGCGGAAAGAACGGCUCAAGAACGCCACGGGGACAAUUGGGCUCCAUAGCAAGCACCACAUCUCUUUGUGAGAGACUGAGCUGUUUGAGGCAUUGCGCAAAACUUCUAGGCUUUGGCAGCUUGGAUGCUGUGCUCUCUCUUUACUACACAGCCGAUCUGAGCGAGUCGCCCGCUCUCUCGGAGGAGCAGCGCACCAGUCGCGAGCGGCGGCUUCCCACUCUUCUCUCUGAGAUCAGGGAACAUUCCAACACUUGGAACAGAUGGGAACAAUCUGGCUUCAUCGAAGAAAUGCUACGAGGUGCUCAAUACUUUUACGCCGAGGAAGUCAAACAAGGGAAGGCUGACUUGGAAGAACAACUUAUGGGCACACUUGAUGACCCGUUGAUGAUAGAAUCCGUGCCUGAGAUUGCAUGGAUCCUGAGAGACAAGUAUCCCCGCCUAUGGGCCUUGAUCACGAGCCUCAUUGCGCACACGGCAUCAGGAGAAGAGCAGGCACAUCCUCACGGCGCAUUCGCAUGUGUGAUGACGGUGUGCCAUCCUAUGAAGCCUCUACCGCCUGCUGCUUUUGCAGGGAAUGUUCGGAAUAGUAUUCCAUGACUUAAAUCCCUCGCGCAGCUGUCAGUAGACGCGCCGUAGUAUACAUGUAUUGAAGAUUGAAACCCGCAGCAGUCUCACAUUACAAGCUUAGAUAAGAUGAUGAAGAGAUUGGUAGCAAGCUCAGGCCUCACAUGCUUAUGUUCACAAGCUAUGUGUCUAGAUGAGGUACUCGAGGAAGGGCCAUUUCCAUUGUCUCCAUCACGUACGUAGAUGGUAGCCGGUCACCCUUCGAGGUUCC